Molecule: messenger RNA, 317 nt
Organism: Aspergillus pseudonomiae
Lineage: Eukaryota; Fungi; Ascomycota; Eurotiomycetes; Eurotiales; Aspergillaceae
Exons: 1
Coding region: 53-292 (79 amino acids)
Source: RefSeq, a predicted model, not a curated record
CCUGCAGACACCGAUCUACCUUCUCAGUGCGAUUGCGGAAAUCUUUUGUUUCAUGACUGGGACGGAAUAUGCUUACAACCAAGCCCCGAAGACGAGGAAAUCGCUAGCUCAAUCGGUGUGGAUGGCCUCGGCUGGGCUUGGGGCGUGCCUGGCCAUGGCAUUUACGCCCAUCACCAAGGACCCUCAUCUAGUUAUCAUGUAUUCGUCGUUGGCGGGCGUCAUGGCCGUGACAACAGUUCCGUUCGGAGUAUUCUUUGGAAAGCACGAUUGGGAGAAGACCGUCCUUCUGUGAGUCGAACCACAGAAGUGGUUUGGGA